Messenger RNA from Brassica oleracea var. oleracea, 1656 nucleotides. Its product is annotated as tubby-like F-box protein 7. The record is from RefSeq and is a predicted model, not a curated record. Lineage: Eukaryota; Viridiplantae; Streptophyta; Magnoliopsida; Brassicales; Brassicaceae. The coding region runs from base 245 to 1063 and encodes 272 amino acids. The transcript is spliced from 4 exons.
CUCAUCUCUCUAUUUCCACAUCGAACUCGCCCCUCUCCUCACAUAUGCCUUUGUCACACUCCCUCCUUUCGCGGAGGUUCUCGAUUUCCUUCAGAGACCUGGGAGCGAAGACGGCGCCCGAAUCCUAUUCUCACCAAUCACCACCACCACCGAAGAUGCUUCCUCCUCCGCCGCCGUCUGGGUCGGCGAUGCUCCCUGAGUUGCUGGGGGAAAUCAUACGCCGCGUGGAGGAGAGCGAGGACCAAUGGCCGCAGCGUCGAGACGUGCCAGGUCCAAGAGAGUUUUCAAAUCAGUGCCUGAUAAAGAGGAACAAGAGGACAUCAAGUCAUCAACCUUUUUCUUGUAUCUCGCUCUCACACCAGCAUUCACUGCUAAGGGGAAGUUUCUUCCGGCGGCGCGAAGGUUCAGGACCGGAGCUUACACUGAGUACAUCAUAUCACUUGACGCUGAUUUCUCACAAGGAAGUAAUGCCCACGUUGGGAAGCUAAGAUCGGAUUUUCUUGGGACCAACUUUACAAUAUACGAUAGACAACCUCCACACAACGGAGCAAAAUCCUCAAACGGCAAAGCCAGCCGCAGAUUCGCAUCAAAGCAGAUAAGCCCACAAGUCCCAGCAGGCAACUUCGAAGUGGGUCACGUUUCUUAUAAAUUCAACCUCUUAAAAUCAAGAGGUCCAAGAAGAAUGAUAAGCACACUCCGUUGCCCAUCCUCAUCAUCACCACCACCACCACCACCACCACCACCACCACCACCACCAACCUUAUCCACUGACCAAAACCCAUGUGAUGUUGUCACCAAGAUGGUGAAAAAGCCCAAAAAGGACGGUUCAGGGUUGACGAUACUAAAGAACAAAGCUCUGGGAUGGCACGAGCACUUGCAAUGCUGGUGUCUGAACUUCCACGGAAGAGUGACCGUUGCUUCGGUCAAUAACUUCCAGCUUGCUGGGAGCGUUGACCAGAGUCAACAGGGCGGUAUAGGGGAUGAAGAGGAUGAUACACUUUGGAUGUAUCAAACGUGUAAAUCAGAAGAAAAUAGGAAGAACUGUUGUUGUAUUAAUCAAUGAACGAAGUACAGAGUUUUUCUUAAGAGUUUACUCACUCUCCUUCAUGAACAAGAUUGACAAUACAACUGAUACCCAUUUCUAUUCUCCUCUCUCUCUAUUUAUACUACUCUCCGUAUUGUUGUUGACCUCCUCAUGCUCUCUACAUGACCAACAAGAUCACGUGCUCUGUCGAUGACUCAGCAUAGUACCGUUAUUCUUUUAUUCCUUAUCCAUAAAGCAUCACCCAAUGAGUACCAACACUCAUGGGCCAAACGCCGACUUUCCUUCUGUCACUCCUUUUGGGCCCUGCGCUUGUACUGGUACAAGAUAGGAGAGUGCACUGCUUCGUACUAUCAAUACCAUCCCCUUCGAAAUUGACCUUAUCCUCAAGGUCAAAGGUCGGAAAACGCUUUGCUAUCAUUGUUGUCCACUCCCACGUACACUCAUGACUAGGAAGACCCAACCAUUUGAUCAACACCUCACGCUGUCCCGUACUACCAUUAACCCUCGUUUCAACCACUUUCUCAGGCUGCACCAUCAAUUCCACAUCACUACUCAACUGUGGGGGUAAAGGAGAACUGUCAGUAGUAUCGCCCACUGCUUUCUUCAAUUGC